Halichondria panicea is the source of this 2115-nucleotide messenger RNA. Its product is annotated as ankyrin repeat domain-containing protein 39-like. The record is from RefSeq and is a predicted model, not a curated record. Gene Ontology annotation, molecular function: protein binding. Bases 1690 to 1938 code for a protein of 82 amino acids. NCBI's taxonomy places the organism in Eukaryota, Metazoa, Porifera, Demospongiae, Suberitida, Halichondriidae. The transcript has 3 exons.
GUAGCGCUGUACACACAUCUCAGAGGCCACUAGCCACAGAGCCUCCCCAUGCUCUGUUGACCUGGUCCAUUAGACACCAAAGCUAGUCAUGUUUGUGUAGAGAGCACUGGUAGUUGGUGUACCGAGGUACGACACGCAUCUCGUGAUCUCUCUUUUAAUUGCAUUCCAAAAAUUUUGCACAAUUAAUAACUUUGACUAAGGCUCAAGGGUAGUAUAGUUUAGACCUAGAUCUAACUGUUUCCGUCACUGAACCCGUUCCAUUAAAGAUAAGGACUUCAUGACAGCUUGCGCAUGGAUUAUAAAAUUUCUCAGUGAAAAUAAUACAAAUUGUUAUUGAAAGUCAUACACAGAGCUAUAUAUAGCUAGCUAGCUAGAGACAGAGCUAUAGGCUUGUUGUACAGCUAUUUUCUUUCAGUAGCAGUAGUAUAGUAGACUUUCAUUGAAGUUAGUAUUAGAUGGGCGUGGCCUGUCCAUAUAGGCUAUUGUCAGCCCUCACUGCUUUCAGACGAUUAUCAUCCACACUGUUGCUGGUUAUGAGUAUUUUGUUAAGGUUACGGUAUACUAAUUGCUCAUGAAUAAUUCAUAAGAUAUUUAUUUUCUUUAUUUCUCAUCACUACAUUAUUUUUGUAACUAGCAAUGAUUAUCAAUGAAAAGAGAACAUGAAACAAUGCUAGCUAUUAUUGUAGCUAAAAGUAUCUAUGUCUUAUAAUCCAAUGAAGUGGUCUGAGGUCAGCUGGAAAAAACUGAAAAUUUUAGCGUCAAGUUUUAUUGACUGCAUAGCUUCCAGAUUGUCUUUCUGACCAGUAUUCGAUGCCUAAAGACUUACUGGAGGGCGACUUGAAGAGAUCUUGUUUAUAGAGACCUUACAGCAAAAAAUAUAUCCUUGUUACUACUCUACAGUUGCUAUAUUAGCCUACAAAAACAGCUAGAAAUGGCCGUAACUUUGUUUCAACUUACUCUCUUGGGAAAAACUCUUCGAGUCGCCCUGCCCCUUUAUUCGUAUAAUAAGAAACAGCAGACUAUACGGUAAGGAGGGGUUUCCUGAUGCUUAGAAUUGACGCCAAGUGACCAUUGCCAGAUGAGAGCCAUUUUACUAGUGUACUGCAUUGAACACCCACGCAAAUUUGAGCGUGGGUGGAACAGUAUACCGUACCCUUAACAUAGCAGGCUAAGGGUAGCUAUCAGAAUGCUAUCAGAUGGCAACCUUCUAUCGAACUAUCUAUACUGUAUAGCGCGAACUAUUCGAGGAGCUUAAUUUUUGCGGAUUUCGUGGUUUAGCAAUCCUAUACGAAAAUUAAGUCCACGAAAAUUGUUCUUUAAUUAGAAUUAUCUGCAUGCUAUAACGUGCAAAGAUUAAAAGACGUGUCUUCCUGUAAAGCAGUCAUUCCACGAACAUUGUGCAACGAAAUGGUUUUAGAGGCCAUUCCACGAUAUAUACGUAAGUGCCUCGAAAAUUUUGCGCUACACGGUAUAUGACAUCAUUGUUUUACUGAGCAUACACGUUGUUAUCCUGUGUUAGCCGGUAUCUAGCUCUCAGAGGAAGUGCGGCCUGGGAUCGAGGCUAGUGUAUCCCCUGACAUUAGUGUAGAUAGUCAUGUGAUAUUGUAUAAUGAGUGGGUCUGUGAUGAGUGACGGUUCACCUGCUCACACUAUAUUGACUCUGUACAGACUAGUGGAUACACUGAGUUGAUGGUAGCUGCUUAUAAUGGUGAUGUGAGGGCAGUGGAAUUAUUAAUUGCUGCAAAGGCUAGAGUUGACAUUCAAAAGGUGGAUGGUUGGACGGCAUUGCACAUAGCCAGUCAGAAGGGUCACUGUGGAAUUGUUAGAAUGUUGUUGGAGGCCAAGGCUAACGUCAACAUCAAGACUAAUGGCGGACGUACUGCCUAUGAUCUGGCUAGUGGGAAUGGACACACUCAAGUGUGUGAACUACUACACUGACUCUGUACCUUAUUAACUGUACUGUUACCAUGGCAGCUAGCCUCUGAUAGAUACGUAGAUUGCUUUAUAUACACUACAUCAUUUUGUCUUAUAAUUUUUGUGUCUACUGUUUCUGAACCAUUGCCAUGCAUUUCACCAUAUAGUUACAUUCUCUUUUAUCAUGUAAAAACUUUAAAA